Messenger RNA from Cygnus atratus (black swan), 2495 nucleotides. RefSeq names its product transmembrane protein 30A (gene CDC50A). Gene Ontology annotation, biological process: phospholipid translocation. The coding region runs from base 43 to 1197 and encodes 384 amino acids. The record is from RefSeq and is a predicted model, not a curated record. Gene Ontology annotation, cellular component: Golgi apparatus; endoplasmic reticulum; plasma membrane. The transcript has 7 exons. Lineage: Eukaryota; Metazoa; Chordata; Aves; Anseriformes; Anatidae.
CACGUGCCGAGGGCGUUGGAGGCGGCGGGGCGGGCGGGUGUCAUGGCGGUGAACUACAGCGCCAAGGAGGAGGCGGACGGGCACCCUGCGGCCGGCGGCGGGGCGCCGGGGGGCAGCGGGGCGCCGGGGGCAGGCGGAGGAGGGGGAGGAGGAGGCGGCGGCGGGGCGGUGAAGAGCCGCAAGCCGGACAACACGGCGUUCAAGCAGCAGCGCCUGCCCGCUUGGCAGCCCAUCCUGACGGCGGGCACCGUGCUGCCGGCCUUCUUCGUCAUCGGGCUCAUCUUCAUCCCCAUCGGCAUCGGCAUCUUCGUCACCUCCAACAACAUCCGCGAGUACGAGAUUGAUUAUACAGGAACAGACCCUUCCAGUCCCUGCAACAAAUGUUUAAAUGUUUCCUGGGAUAGCACACUGCCUUGUACUUGCACCAUCAAUUUUACCCUGGAACAUUCAUUUGAGAGUAAUGUGUUCAUGUAUUAUGGACUCUCCAACUUCUACCAAAAUCAUCGUCGCUAUGUGAAAUCUCGAGAUGACAGCCAACUAAAUGGAGAUAACAGUUCACUACUUAAUCCAAGUAAGGAAUGUGAGCCUUACCGCACGAAUGAGGACAAACCCAUUGCUCCCUGUGGGGCUAUUGCCAACAGUAUGUUCAAUGAUACCUUGGAAUUAUACCGCAUUGAUAAUGACACAAGGACUCCUAUUACCUUAAUUAAAAAAGGCAUUGCAUGGUGGACAGAUAAAAAUGUAAAGUUCAGGAAUCCUACAGGAGAUGGGAAUAACUUAACUGCACUUUUCCAAGGCACCACGAAGCCUGUAAACUGGCCCAAGCCAGUGUAUAUGCUGGACUCAGAGCUUGACAACAAUGGCUUUAUCAAUGAAGACUUUAUUGUGUGGAUGCGUACUGCUGCUCUGCCAACUUUUCGCAAGCUGUAUCGUCUCAUUGAAAGGAAGAAUAACUUACAGCCUACCUUGCAGGCUGGAAAAUACUCUUUGGAAAUCACAUACAAUUAUCCUGUAUACAGUUUUGAUGGACGGAAAAGGAUGAUCCUAAGCACCAUCUCAUGGAUGGGAGGCAAAAACCCCUUUCUGGGAAUUGCGUACAUCACUGUUGGGUCCAUAUGUUUCUUCUUAGGAGUUGUAUUGCUGAUCAUCCAUCACAAAUACGGAAAUAGAAACACUAGUGCAGACAUUCCCAAUUAAUCUUGCAUUCUGAAAGCAAAUGUACUGCAUGUGCAUCAAGGCCAGUCCAGAAUGGGCCCAGUUUUUGAAAGGCAAAUCUCUGUUAAUCUCACUUUAGAGACUGGGUACAUAAUUUUUAUCUAAAGCCCCCUUUCCCCUUGCUGUGGAUUAACUCUUGAAAAUGACGGGUAUACAAUUAGCUCUAUUGAUUAUAUCUAUGCCUUUGUCAGAAACAAUUUUCUGAUAUUUGCCUCUAACUGGGCAGGCCACUUGAUGCACAUUGCUCUGGUUCCUUUGAUGCAUCUGCUGCUUGUUCAUGUGCUGUGUAAUGUCAGGAUGAUUCAGUACAUACGGACUGUGUGGAGAGAGACUGUAAGAUACCUUUUAAAUUGCGAACUUAGCAGAUUUCAGGUGUCAGUGCUGUUGAAAAGAAAAGUCAAGUCUUAAAUGUUUUUUCAACUUACUGUCUUGUGUGCAUGGACUCUUAUAUUUCUGGCUGAAAUUUUAAUAUAUUUAUAUAAGUUAAAUAUUUUUCCUGGGUCCUACCCACCUCUGUUAUGUUAAAUCCUUGAAGUGCAGUGUGAAUUACACUUGGAAUUCCUUUUAUAUUUGCAACAAAUGUGCCUGGCCAGUAAACUAGCAUCCUAUGAAGGUAUCAGAAAGCCUAUUUGUUAAUUAUCUGUGUGAGUCCCUCUUAAAUUUUGUUCUAAACAGGGAAAUGUUUGUUGCAGGUAGAACCUGCUUUUUUUUUGGCAGUUUGCUUUGCUUUGUUGUACCAAAUACUAUUUUACCUAUUGUGCUUGCUGGUUUUGCUUUGUAAGAGCAGCUCCAAGCAUUAAUCAAGAUGAACCUAAAAUGUGUUUUCUGUUCACAAAUUUGGGUUAAUUCCUUUCACUGAAGGAGUUCCCUAAUUUUCUUGAAGUACGUGUAUUCUGAGCUGAGCAGGCUUUGUUGUAAAGGAAAUGUUUUGUUGUUUGGAGUAAAUGCCACAAAUUCUUGCAGUGUUGAGAUACUAAACUAGGAAUUCAAAAGUUGAGAUGACAGUAACCUCUGUUAUUCAAAUGCAGGUUGAGCUUGCUGUGAAAUGUCAUUUAAAUAUUGCAGUUAGAAGCGAUAUGCAGGUUAGUAUCUUAAAUCGAACUCCAGAAAGGUUCACUUUUAGGUAAAUUCAAAGCUAAUGGUAAUAUGUAAAAUAUUACUUUUUUUUAGGAUGAUGCACAGAAAUUGUAAUGUAUAUGGUGGAGAUCACAUUAUAUGCAACUAGCUUGAUAAAGUAUUGAGUAUAUUAUAAAGACCUAAUAAAUUCUGCAAACCAUUUA